Phacochoerus africanus (Common warthog) is the source of this 1389-nucleotide messenger RNA. RefSeq names its product calbindin 2 (gene CALB2). Gene Ontology annotation, molecular function: calcium ion binding. Lineage: Eukaryota; Metazoa; Chordata; Mammalia; Artiodactyla; Suidae. The record is from RefSeq and is a predicted model, not a curated record. Gene Ontology annotation, biological process: regulation of long-term synaptic potentiation; regulation of presynaptic cytosolic calcium ion concentration. Bases 62 to 877 code for a protein of 271 amino acids. Gene Ontology annotation, cellular component: terminal bouton; dendrite; synapse. The transcript has 11 exons.
GGGAGCAGAGCCGGCGCGCAGGGAGAGCGCGGCGCUGCCUGAGGUCUCCGAGCGGCUCGCCAUGGCUAGCCCGCAGCAGCAGCCCCCUUACCUGCACCUGGCCGAGCUGACGGCAUCGCAAUUCCUGGAGAUCUGGAAGCACUUUGAUGCAGACGGAAAUGGGUAUAUUGAAGGUAAAGAGCUGGAAAACUUUUUCCAAGAACUGGAGAAGGCAAGAAAAGGCUCUGGCAUGGUGUCAAAGAGUGACAACCUGGGAGAGAAGAUGAAGGAGUUCAUGCAGAAGUAUGACAAGAACGCGGAUGGGAAAAUCGAGAUGGCAGAGCUGGCGCAGAUCCUGCCGACCGAGGAGAACUUCCUCCUGUGCUUCAGGCAGCACGUGGGCUCCAGCACCGAGUUUAUGGAGGCCUGGCGGAAGUAUGACACAGACAGAAGUGGCUACAUCGAAGCCAACGAGCUCAAGGGAUUCCUGUCCGACCUGCUGAAGAAGGCCAACCGGCCGUAUGAUGAACCCAAGCUCCAAGAGUACACCCAAACCAUAUUACGGAUGUUCGACUUGAACGGGGAUGGCAAACUGGGCCUCUCGGAGAUGUCCCGACUCUUGCCUGUCCAGGAAAACUUCCUGCUUAAAUUUCAGGGCAUGAAGCUGACCGCGGAGGAGUUCAACGCCAUCUUCACCUUUUACGACAAGGAUGGAAGUGGCUACAUCGAUGAGAAUGAGCUGGACGCCCUCCUAAAGGAUCUGUAUGAGAAAAACAAGAAGGAAAUGAACAUCCAACAGCUCACCAACUACAGAAAGAGCGUCAUGUCCUUGGCCGAGGCGGGCAAGCUCUACCGCAAGGACCUGGAGAUUGUUCUCUGCAGUGAGCCCCCCAUGUAAAAGGGGGGAUAGGGUUGUUCCUCCAUCACCCCCCUCCCCGGUCCUGCCCCCGCUGCCCCGCCACCUCCACCCAAGAUCCGGAGCAUCCCUCCCGCUGCCCCUGCACACACCAGCCCCCGCCAGCCCCGCCCUGACUGACCCGGCGCAGCGCCCCGCCUGUGGUGGGGACACCAACUGCAUGGAGGGUGGGCAGGGGCACGGGUGGGGGUUCCCAGGUUCUCUUGGCCAGUGAUGCAUGAGCUCAUUCGCUGUAUGAUUUCAGCUUCUGUGUCCAACAGAGUGGACCCUCCCCUCUGCCCCCCGCCCCCGUCCCCCGCACCGUGCCACCACCCACCCGAACCCCCAGGCUCCACGCACCACCUCGCUAACGGUGUAGCUGUUUUCUCAGAGUCCUUGUCCGUGGCGGGCCCUCGUCUUCUUGGCUCAGUGUGCGCCCUUCCCCUUUGGGUUUCUUGUUUACCAAAGAAGAGUUCACAGUCAAUAAAAAGGAAAUGUCCUGCUGUGCAAACUCC